AUGAAGUCGACUCUUUUGACUACAAGCCUCUUGGCCGCUGGAGCGAGUGCCCUUGACAAGCGUUUCAACACCUCCCUCGAGGCCCCCUCUCCCUCAAACCCCCUCGGAAACCCCUCCUACCCAGGCUGGACCUCCUCCAACGGGCCCAACUGGGUCGACUACAUCACCGUCAAGCAUAACGCCUCGCUGCUGUACACAUACAACCUCGCCUACGGCGGCGCGACCGUGGAUGCGGCGCUUGUCAAGCCAUACGCCGACACGGUGCUCACCCUCAAAGACCAAGUGCAAACCCUCUUCGCCGGCGCCUACGCAUCCCGCGCGGACCCCGUCUGGAGCGGCGCCGACUCCGUGUUCGCGUUCUGGAUCGGCAUCAACGACAUUGGCAACUCGUACUGGAACGGCGCGGAGGCGACGUCGGCGCUGAACGCCAAGAUUGUGGACGUCUACCGGGGUCUGGCCAAGGAGCUGUACGAGGCCGGCGCGAGGAACUUUGUGUGGUUGACGGUUCCGCCUGUUGACCGGACGCCGAUGCUGCUCGUGGAGAACGCGGACGCGCAGAAGCUCGCCAGGGAGGAUAUACUGGACUUCAACGGCAGGGUGAACGACAUGGCGAGGAACGUGAUGGGGUGGGAGGGCGCGAACACGUGGGUCGUGGAUACGAAUGGGAUGUUUAACAGCGUCUUGGAUGAUGUUGGCAAGUUCGAGGCGACUCGGGGGCUGAAGAACACCACAGGGUACUGUGAGGCGUAUGAGAACGGAACUGAUGCCGACAACACGCUUAUCGAAAGCUGUACGUACAGGGUCAACGAGUACUUUUGGCUCAACACGCUGCACCCGACAUAUCCGAUUCACGACGCGGUUGCCGAGACCGUUUCUGCGGCAUUGGAGGCUGGGCCGAAUGUCUGCUGA
Molecule: messenger RNA, 909 nt
Organism: Colletotrichum spaethianum
Lineage: Eukaryota; Fungi; Ascomycota; Sordariomycetes; Glomerellales; Glomerellaceae
Product: acetylesterase
Exons: 3
Coding region: 1-909 (302 amino acids)
Molecular function (GO): hydrolase activity, acting on ester bonds
Source: RefSeq, a predicted model, not a curated record